Molecule: messenger RNA, 13582 nt
Organism: Porites evermanni
Lineage: Eukaryota; Metazoa; Cnidaria; Anthozoa; Scleractinia; Poritidae
Source: the annotation of a GenBank genome assembly
AUUUUGUUCACAAUAAACUGUUUAAAAGUCACAUGAAAGUCAUACUUGCAUACAGGUCUUUGCGUCAAUAUCUAGACUGCGUGGGCUGCGAAAGACACUUGACUGAGUGUCGCAAUCGAUCGUCGGUAGCAUUAUAAAUAUGUGAGGUCACACCACGAAACUUUUAAUGAGUUCUCGGGGUAGCCGGAAGAAGAUGGAGCUCUGCAAACUGUAUCAUCUUUGCAUUUUAGUAACCUUGUCUUUAUCAGUGGCUGUUGCAAAUCGAGCUAAUAAACCUCCUCAUAUUCUGCUCGUGGUAGCUGAUGACUUCGGCUGGAGUGACGUUGGAUUUCAUGGUUCAAAAAUCCAAACGCCGAACAUUGACCAACUUGCCUCAGAAGGAGUCAUUCUUGACAACUACUAUGUUAUGCCGAUUUGUACGCCGACGAGAAGCGCACUCUUAACGGGAAUGUACCCAAUUCACACUGGUGAGUUGCCUUUCGUUUCAUUAAAGAUAUUAACCCUAAACAAAGUUCACGCUAGCCGAGAUUGAUGAUAUACAUAAUUGCUGUAGUUGUAGACGUUCUACUAUAAAAGCGUAGAAAAUCAGUGAUGCAGCCCUACAAGCCAGAUGCUUUUCGGCUGCACUUAAUUCAAGAGAUCACCUAUGCGACAUCACGAAAAGGGUCCUAGCUCAUUAAGGGAGGGAAGANGACGAGAAGCGCACUCUUAACGGGAAUGUACCCAAUUCACACUGGUGAGUUGCCUUUCGUUUCAUUAAAGAUAUUAACCCUAAACAAAGUUCACGCUAGCCGAGAUUGAUGAUAUACAUAAUUGCUGUAGUUGUAGACGUUCUACUAUAAAAGCGUAGAAAAUCAGUGAUGCAGCCCUACAAGCCAGAUGCUUUUCGGCUGCACUUAAUUCAAGAGAUCACCUAUGCGACAUCACGAAAAGGGUCCUAGCUCAUUAAGGGAGGGAAGAAAACAAAUUUUGGGAGGGGGAGGGGGGGGUGGAAAAUGUCAGUUAACCGUUACAUUUUCAUCUAUUUCUCAGCGAAGAGGACAAAGUUUUAAACCCGCCAGAAAGUAAUUUAGAUGUCAGAUAUCAGGUAUGAGUUAACACUCGCAGAGAGCGAAUGUAUUGUUCAGACAAACUACACUUAGUUAUUUUCUACCAGUGAUGAAGAGGGGGUAUGCAAAUGAGUCAUCAAAUUUCAUGUUGAAAAGGAGCGAGGACACUCAUCAAGACACCAAUAUUUUUGGAGGAGUGUUAAGACCCCUCGAUGUUUUCUUUUUCUAAAUGAAACCAUAACAGUAGGUAGCCUUUGCCCUUUUAAUACCAUCAGUUUAUAUCAUGUAUCAUUAUUUCUUUCAAAGGCUUGCAGCACUUAGUUCUCUUUCCAUCGAGUCCCUAUGGAUUGUCGACUAACUUUACCACUUUACCUCAGAAGCUCAAAGAAUCAGGUAUUUUAUUAAAUCAUAGGCUCUAGUUCAUAAUAAAAAUGAACGAUGUCAGGCUGGCAUCAAUCUCUGUUGUAGUUUGUAACAUCAUCUUUCUACCUCGAGACAGAAUGUUAGCCUAAUUAAUUAACUAUUUAAAGGACAAGUUUACUCCAUUUUUUUUCUGAUCACAGAUAAAACAGUUGGCAUUGUUUUUAGUUACCGGCCUUUUUCGUUAAAUACGCCUUCGAAGUCGGAAUGAUCAAGAUGAAAAAAAUCAUCAUUAUGACCUACUAUGUUGGCUAAUGCGUGACGUCAUCCCUCCGUCCACGUAAAAUUAACCGAAUCUCAAGUCAGCCAGAAAGUGUAGCAUUAUUGCCAUUUAUUUUUUUUGUUAAGCUAUAUCAAUAACUCCCGUCACCUAAGCAUUGAUGACUAUUUUUAUCACCACUGCGUACUGUUUACAUUCAUCUUAAUUUUGUUAAAGGUUAUGCCACACACAUGGUUGGUAAAUGGCACCUUGGCUACAACAAGUGGGAGAUUACACCAACAUAUCGUGGUUUUGAUACAUUCUAUGGUUUUUACAAUGGUCAGGAAGACCAUUACUCUCAUAAAGUAUUAGACAUCCUAGACCUUCGAGACAACGAGGAGCCAGUGAGGGACCUGGAUGGAACAUUUGGUACAUUUGCUUUUGCGGAGGUAACGUCUGAAGCUUGUCACUGACUUUUUGCGUGCGCAUAAAAGUCGAGGUUGUAUUGACCUUGCACACUAGUUUAUUGUGAACACUAGCUCCCGAGGAAGGGUGGUGAGGGAGACAUGGGCCUCUACCUCUUCCCACCCUGUCUGCUCGCUCUUUCUGCUACCUUUCUUGUCGUCUUGUACGCGAGUGUAUCGAAUACUGAUAAGAUGUUAACUCAAUUAAUGCAUCUAUUUAUCUCUCUAUUUUAAAGAAUAAGAAACGCACUGACCGGUUUUGCGUCUGCUUAAUCUGUUUGUGAAAGUGUAGCACGUUCAAUGUUUUGACAAAUUUUCAUGUUCCUUUUAACAGCGAGCGAAGAAAGUCAUCGAGUCACAUAAUUCUUCCGCUCCCUUGUUUUUGUACAUGGCAUUCCAAAAUGUCCAUAUUCCACUCCAAGUCCCAAAACGGUAUUCCGACAAGUACAGCUUUAUUGAUGAUGAAGAUCGCAGAACUUACGCUGGUAUGGUGGAUAUUUUGGACGAAGCCGUUGGCAACAUUACACAGGCCAUGAAGGAUGCUGGGUAUGAUAACUGCUUUGCAUGUAGUGUAAUAUAUGCCGCCGUGCCGGUUUUUUUUCCAAUAUAAAUGAAAGAAUAAGAAAAAGUUAUCUAAUAUGCCGUAUCGGAUUGACCCUUUCACUCCAAGAAAUAGUCAAAUUGAGAAUUACAAAUAUGGAAAUGAAAAGAUAUAAGGUCACGAAUGGUCACGCCAUGCCACUGUCUGCAGUUUCAUUUCAAAGUACAUUACCUGCCUCCAUAAAUUGACCAUGGGAGUGACACAUAUGUAAGUGGCUCGUGUUGUCAUCUUUCCUCUGUCACUUAUACCCUAUAAAAGAAGCCAAUGACUGGAGUACAACAGCUUCCAUAUCUUUACCGUCACUCAGUUUGAGUUACGGCUUCUAAUUUAACGUUAGUUACUGUUGUUUCUUAGAUUAUGGAAGGACACCCUCAUGGUUUUCACUACUGAUAAUGGAGGAUGGCAUAAUCAUGGUGGAUUCAACUGGCCGCUUCGAGGGGAGAAGACAACGUUAUGGGAGGGAGGGGUUAGAGGGGUAAGCUUUGUCCAUGGAAACAUGCUUGGCAGAAGAGGAGAGAAAUGUGAAGGCCUCAUGCAUGUUACAGACUGGUUUCCAACAUUGGUCAAUAUUGCAGGUAAACAUAUGCUUAAAAAUUAGCAAAAAUUUAAACAAAUAGAUAAAUCAGUAACGAAGUAUCAGACAGUUACUAGCUUUGAUCAUACGAUUCCAUGAUGUGUUGCUGCUUGUUCUGUGGGGGAGAAAGGGUGGCGCAGUGGUGAGAGCUCUCGCCUCUCACCAAUGUGGCCCGGGUUAAAAUCCAGACGUCGACGCCAUAUGUGGGAAGAGUUUGUUGUUGGUUCUCUCUCUUUUGUUCCAAGAGGUUUUUCUGCAGUUACUCCAGUUUUCCCCUCUCCUCAAAAGCCAACAUUUCCAAAUUCCAAUUCGACCAGGAAGAACCACUUAGUGGAUGCGCUACCUCUAAAACGUUAUUCAUUUAAUUAUUUCAUCAUUGUUAUUUGUUCUAAGCUGUAUUAUCGUGUAUUUUCAACCGUUUUUCUCUAUAUUCCAACAGGUGGUACCCUUGAUCAAGCACCAACUCCGCUGGAUGGUAUGAAUGUGUGGAAUACUAUUUCCAAUGGCGAUCCGUCACCCAGAAAGGAAAUACUUCUCAAUAUUGAUGUGGAGGCUCAAACGGAAAAUUCUUUUAGAAAAUUAUCGACUGACAUCUACGAAGGGAUUGCUCUGAGGGCAGGAGACAUGAAACUUCUUUUGAGUGUUCCUAAUGCCUCAUGGUAUAAGCCCCCGGAGCUCGAUGGAGAGUCAAGUAUGAGGCAGUACACACCCUUUGAUAAAAACGGCAGGCUCGGCUGGUUUCAAGAUGGAGAAAAGGUAUUUAGUAGUAAAGAUAUCUUCCUGUAAGUCAGGUGGCUUAGACCCCGCCGUAUCCUUCUAAUACAUGUAAGUCGAUUUAGACUGACAAAAGAAAGAAGAAGAGUGGAAGAGAAAAAAAAGUAAAAUAAUUGACACUAUUAAAAUUGUAUCAGACGUAUCGCCGUAACGGCUCAAUCAGUGAAUCAAUUCGGUUAUAUACAGAUAUACAGUUCCCAAAAGGUGGAUAAUUCUAUCCACGGGACAAGGGACAAAUCUGUAUGCACUGAAUAGCGCAAUUGGUAUCCGCUGUACUUAUCUGCUGUAAAGUGAUUUAUCCGAUGGGUAGCGCUAUCGAAUGUUUUACAAUCAAGACCAGAAAUUUAAACAUGACGCCUCACCUGAUGGCCUGUAGACUCGAAAUAUAUACAUCGUUUCUUAGCCAGGGUUUUAGCGAAAUUGUCGUGUCUAGAAUAGACUGCAAAACAGUCCGUAUUUUUGCGUAUUCAAGUACGCGCGAGCAGUCAAACAAAAGGUCUGGAACGAGGCUGAAAACAGAGAGCGAGACGUAGGGCCUGUAAGGCUCGCGCGCUUCGCGCGCGUAAGACUCUUACGCCACGCUUUACCGAUUUCUUUACUGAUUUUGAGAAAAAAACCCGACUGUUUUGCAGACUAUGUCUAGAAACAUGUUAAAGCUUAUAGAAUAUUACAGGUCCAGUUAUGCUUACCCGAGAGAACAAGCCAUGACAGUCUAUAAGGAAGUAAACCAAAAUGUUGGUUACAAUAUUUACCCUAAUUAGGAUAAUUAGCAAGACAAUUGGCCUUUUGAUGUAACACAUACUAGCCAGAGCUGCCCUUACUUCAGGAACUAUCAAUGAAAUUAAUGAAAUUUGUCAGUUCACGGAAAAAGUUCGAUUCACUCAACAGACCACGGGGGGAACUCUGCAAGUUGCACUGUACAACAUAACCGCUGACCCAACGGAGCACGACGACCUCAGUGAGAAACUUCCAGACGUGGUAAAGGAAAUGAAAGAAAGAGUGCAGUAUUACAUGAAGGGGCUUGUGCCUCCACCCACCUUUUGAUUUCUGGGAUUUCGAGAAUAUUUUCGUAACCUCCUUCCGUAAACCUGCGGAACCGUUCUGAUUAGGAAAGAACAUGGGCUGUGUAAAGACGGGACUUAUUUUAAGUAAUUUGCUAUAAAGAUCGACGUUUCUUUUUUUUUUGCUCUUUUUUUGUAUUUGUGCACGUGUUUUAUUCCUCUGAGCCACCGUACAUUUCCUCAUGAAAACUUUGCAAAACGCCGCAGGUCGUAUCUUCGGCGAAUUAGGAAAAUCAUAGAUAGGUAAAGUUAAAAGUUCUUAAUGAAGACCGCCUCAACCAAAGUGUUUUUAAUAGCCACAGUAUCGAUUUCUUUCGGGGGUUUGACUUUUCAAGACUUCUUAGAGUCUGAUGAGUUUUAACGCAAAGUCCAAGUUACUGCUAAAAGAUAUUACUGACGGUCUUAGCGAGUACAGUAGCGCAGGACGUCAGGCAAAGCCAUAGCAAAUCACCCAAUGCGUCAAAAGGUCGCUUAGUUAAAAUACAAACCGCCUUUGACUUGGUCGCGGACGCAUUCUACAGUACUCGCGUUAGAUAAUUUUUCUUGCGGCGACAGUUGUCUACAUACAAAAAGCCGUUAGUCUUACUCUUUUAACCUCAAGAAGAGGACAAGGGCUUGGAAGAUGUAUCACUGCAACACGAAAAUGGCAUCUCCGGGAGAUUUAGUUAGAGCCUUUGAAUCUGUUUAUUACGAAUCGAAUUAGUUUUAAAAUAAAUAAAUCCCGAAAGUAGCCUGCGUAGCUGGCGGGAUUUUUAUCUUGCGGUACUUUCCACUGACUUUCUUUGCGAAUUUCCGAUGAUUCUUGCAGAAAAUGCCUUGAUGUACUGGCCCUAAGUCCGCGUUUAAGAGCAGGGUACUGGUUCACAUUGAAGCCGGAUCCUUGGGAGCGCCAGAAUGGCUUCCACGUUUUCCAAGCUUAAGCUUUCUAAAGUUUUUAUCUAAAAUACCACGUAACUCGUGUAGCCUGUUGGAUUUUGCUGUUAGGGAUAUACAUAAUUAUUGUAUGGAACACAGUAUGAGGCUCAACCCAAAAAAAUGUUAGUAGACGGCCGUGAACUUUAUGGGAAAUCCGAACACUAUAAUGAGACCCCUGUAUGAUAGGAAACCAAAUAGUAGAAAGAAUUUUCAUCAUACAGUUGCUUGGAGUAAUCAUUAAUGAGAACUUGAAAUGGAACUGCCCUGUUGACUAUAAUACCGCUAAGGCAUCAAAGAAACUUUACGCUCUCAGACUAUUAAAGAGAGCUGGCGUGCAAGGCAAGACAUGUUGAAAGUCUUUACGAGUAGUGUUCGACCGAUUUUAGAAUAUGCCGUGCAGGUGUGACAGAUAGAAUAGCGGGGCGGGGUCCGUGCAAAAAAAGGAACUUAAAAUCAUAUAUCCUAACACUUCGUAUAGUCAGGCACAGUCGCUAGCCAACGAAAAGGCUACACUUUCCAAUAGACGCGAGCUCCUAUUUCAUAAAUUUGUGGUUGAGAUGACAGACACCCGUGACCACCCAUUAUCGAUCGUUAUCGUGCUUGAUGUCCACCGCUGUACAAAGAACUAAUCCUUAUAACCUUAGACCUGGUUCUUCUCGACCAUUAAAUAAGUUCAUGAGAACUAAAAGAUCAGAGAACUUUUUUACUAUUAAAUAUUUGUCAUUUAAGAAUCCGUCAUGAUUAUCAUUUUAAGUAGGUAGUAUAAUUAAUACAUAGCUUUAAUUUAGCAUUAUUGUUAGUUCAGUAUAACCGCUUGCCGCUUGUUAAUGCAGUUGUCUGCAAGAGAGUGGAAUGAACGAUAUGUGUUUAUUUAAUGUACUCAUAAUGAUUGGGUUUAUAAAAUAUAGCGAAAAGGAAAUCCUGAAUUGUUAUUAACUUUCCUGAAAAAAAAAAAUUCUUAGCUCUAAUACUCCCCGUGCGGGCUGUACCAGGCCAUACGUCAGGUCCCGGGUGAGGGGGUUACUCCCUAUGAUGGCCUAUACGAGGAGGCUCCUCCCUAAAGGGGUAUCUUUUUCAGGCUUCAGGUAAAAAAUAAAAAAGUAGGGAUUUCACUUGUUCAAGUAUAUAAAAGGACGGGGAAAUCUGUCAUUUGGGUCUGUUAAAGGGCCAACAGAUGAAUUUUACGGCUUUAUAAAGUCGAGAAAACGUUCUAUUUUUGUGACUGACAAGGCAUGUGAAAGGGAUACCUUUAUCAAUAGAAUCGAAAUAGAAGGUAUACGAAAGGUUUACCCAGCUGUUUCGUGAAACCUCGAGGCGGAGCCUCCCCGCAUAAACAUUUGUUGAGUACCCCCCACCCCGGGCGUUACGUAAACAUUCCGAGCAGGCAUGUGAUCAACCACACUGUUUAUGUUACUCGAUGUUUAUAUUUAACUAAAUUGCACUGAUUUUGUUCACAAUACUGUAAACUGUUAAAAGUCACAUGAGAUUGAAAUUUGCAUACAUUUGGUGGCGUUAAUAGCUAGGCCCCGUAGCUGGUAGAUUGCAACCCAUUCUACCCUUGCUACCAGUUGGGGACUCCCAUAUGAAAGUGAAGGGGAUGCCUGUCGUCUCGCUUUGGGAUGUAAAUUGCAGAUUUUUGUCUCACUUAAGGUGUUUGGGAUGGCAAGUCACUAUAUUUGCCCAUUCAGGUAUCGCUUAAUGUUGUGCAUAAAGUAAUUUACAGAAAAUGUCGUGACACUUCGCACAAAAAUCUCCUUUAGGGUCAGUUUAACCUUUCAAUUUUUCGACGAGCAUCCCCGUCAUUUUAUAUGGGGGUCCCCCGGGGUGGCUGCCAUGAACACUUGACGGAGUGUCGCAAUCGAUUUUCGGUGGCAUUAUAAAUACUUCAGGUCACGCUGACACUGCAAAACUUUUUAUUGACCUCCGGAGGCACUGCAGGUAGUGUGCAGAGUGGACAAAAUGGAGCUCUACAAAAUGUACCGUCUUUGCAGUUUAGUCGCCUUCUCUUUAUCAGUGGCUGUUGCAAACCGAGCUACUAAACCUCCUCACAUUCUGCUCGUGGUAGCUGAUGAUCUCGGUUGGAGUGACGUUGGAUUUCACGGCUCAAAAAUCCAAACGCCGAACAUUGACCAACUUGCCUCAGAAGGAGUCAUUCUUGACAACUACUAUGUUAUGCCGAUUUGUACGCCGACGAGAAGUGCACUCUUAACGGGAAUGUACCCAAUUCACACUGGUGAGUGGCCUUUCGUCUCAUUAAAGAUUUGACCCUAAAUAUUUCAUUAGUGCGGGUCACGCUUAUGGACCUUAAGCCGAGAUUCCUUAUAUCCCUCUUUGCCGCAGUUUUGGACUUUCUACAACGAUAGCGUAGAAAAUCAGUGGCGGAGCCUUACGAGCUAGAUGCUUUUGUUUCUCUUAAUUCGAGAGAGCAACUGACAAAAGAAUUUUCAGUCUAUGCGAGCUUAUUGGGGGAGAGUAGAAUUUUUUCACGCAUUGAGGGAGGAAGGGGGUGCAAAAUCGGAUAGUCUUAUCCCAGUUCACAGUUAGAGUUUAUACCACUUAAUCCUUUAGAUCUCAGCUGAGUUGCUGAUAGCUUCCAUUGUCAGACAAACUGCACAUUUUCUACCAGUAACAAAGAUGUGGGUGCAAAUGAAAUAUAUAUUUUUUGCUAGAAUAGGGCGAGGAGAUACAUUAAAACCCUAGCAAAUUUUUUCGUGGAGUGUUGGGUCCACUCUAUAUGCGUUCUUAAAAAAUUAUACCAUAACGUGCCGGGAUCAUUAUAUAUUUUUGGGAAACUGCCCACCAACACCUCCCCUAGGCCAACAUUUUGCCCUAAGUAAGAAGUAAGUGUUGAUGAAUAUCAUUAAAUCUUUUAUCAAUUUUCUUCUGAAGGUUUACAGCACUUAGUUCUCCUUCCAUUUAGUCCUUAUGGAUUGUCCACUAACUUCACCACUUUACCCCAGAAGCUGAAAGAAUCAGGUAUUUCUUCAAAUCAUUGGCUCCCGUACGUAAAAGAAAAUAUAUUGGCAAUAAAAGGCUAACAUGCAUCUCUGUUAACAGUUUAUAACUUGAUCUAUCUACCUCGAGACAAAUGUUGUUAAGAGCAAGGAUCGGUAUAGUCGGUUAGUGAGAGGCCCUUCUUUGCCGGAGAUUCCGCGCUCGAUUCCCAGGUGCGAUCUCAAAGGCCUUAAGUCCUUAUUUCCGAUUUCUGAAGUACUGUAACUGGUUAUCGACGUAAAGACCUCAAACUUUAAUGUUACUCUAAUUAAUUUACUGUUUUAAAGACAAGGUUGCCUCAUUAUUUCAGUUCUAAUCACACAUAAGAAGUUGGCAUUCGUUUUUAUUUACUGGCCGUUUUCGUUUAAGCCUUCAAAGUUGAUAAUAUCGUUGAAAAAUGAUUUAUCGUCUGGAAUCACUUCUGGCUGAUGCUAGUCUCCCUCGCAGCCGUUUUUUGGAUGUCACGCAGCGCUCCCCCUCUCUAGGUUGAUGCGUGAGGUCAUUUCUCUCUCAAACGUUAUAUCGCCGGGCGCUGGAAGCUCAAGCUAGCCAGAGGGUUUGGCAAUAUUGCCAUUGUAUUUAUUCAGUCCCGGUCUGCAAUAUCAACCUAAGCAUUGAUGACGUUCGGUUUUGUCACAACUGUACGUACUCUUAAGGUUCAUCUAAAAUUUCGUUAAAGGAUAUGCCACACACAUGGUUGGUAAAUGGCACCUUGGCUACAACAAGUGGGAGAUCACUCCAACAUAUCGUGGUUUCGAUACAUUCUAUGGUUUUUACAAUGCUCAGGAAGACCAUUACUCUCAUACAGUGUUAGAUAUAUUAGACCUUCGAGACAACAAGGAGCCAGUGAGGGACCUGGAUGGAACAUUUGGUACAUUUGCUUUUGCAGAGGUAAAGUUUGAAGCUUACUUGUAGUCGAGGUUGUAUUGACCUUAUAGUCAGUGAACACUGGCUCCUGGGGGAGGGUGGUGAUGGAGACAGGAGCCUCUUCCCCCUGGGCCUCCUUUAUUCAUCCUGUCUGCCCUCGAGUUCUAGCGUUCUCGUCGUCCUAUACCUCACAAGAGAGUAUGCCUGUUCAAAGGUUGGAACAAAUAAACACCUAAGCAUAAAAAUAUAAGCGUAUAAGCGUAGAUAAAUAAACCUAAUGAGUGGAAAGAGUAAUAAUUAAACGAAAUGUCAGUCAUUACUUUGACAACUAUCAGUUGUCACGCGAGUGUAUCGAGUAUUAAUAAGAUGUUAACUUAAUGAAUCAAUUUAUUUGAUUUAUUUAACAGAAUAAGAAACACACUGACCAGUUUUGCGUCUGCUUAACUUGUUUGUUAAAAUGUGAAACAUUCCACGUUCUGACAAAUGUUCAUGUUCCUUUCAACAGCGAGCGAAGAAAGUCAUCGAGUCACAUAAUUCUUCCACACCCUUGUUUUUGUAUAUGGCAUUCCAAAAUGUCCAUAUUCCACUCCAAGUCCCAAAACGGUAUUCCGACAAGUACAGCUUUAUUGAUGAUGAAGAUCGCAGGACUUACGCUGGUAUGGUGGAUAUUUUGGACGAAGCCGUUGGCAACAUUACACAGGCCAUGAAGGAUGCCGGGUACAAUAACUGCUUUGCAUGUAGUGUAAUAUAUGCCGCCGUGCAGGUUGUCUCCCAAUAUAAAGGAAAUAAAACAAAGCUAUUUAAUAUCCCAUAUCGUACCAACCAGGAAAUUGAGUAAUUUUACUUUUCAGUGGACAAAAAUCUUUUACCAGAAUAUUUCAAGUCAUAUCGCUUUUUAAUACACUUUUCAAGGGCUAUAGAUAUAAUUAGUUAUCUGUGGGAGCCGGAGAAAAUAAAUUUCAAAUUUCACAGGAAUCAAGAAAACACAGGUAAAAUCAUCCUGCGUAAGAUUUCAUUUUGUGACUGAAUUUGAGACUUUUAAAGUUUGUUUUCACGGGCUUCCUCAAGAACCUUUUUUUAGAGUCAUUUCAUAUAACUUAUUACAUCUAUAGCCCUCGAAAAUGUAAGAAAAGGAUGCACUAUUCUUGGCAUGAAGUUAUUCUGGUACAAGGUUUUUGUCCACAGAAAAUUAAAAUUACUCAGUUUCCCAAUAGAUUCCAUCUUAAUCCAUCUAUCCAUGAAAUAGCAAAAGUGAGAAUUAAAGGGGCUGUUCCACGGCUGUCUAGUUCAUUUUGUUGAUAAUGCCAAUUGGUGUGUAGCCUCCGGGGAUUCGUCACGCGUUCCUAGGAACGUCUGCGUGGGAGUGCUUAUUCGCUACGAAACUUGAGAAAUUACUUUUGAAUGAGAAAACCACGACUUCAUAUCAAAGAAAGACGCCCUUAAGCAUUAUUUAAAAAACAAAACAAAACAAAACUGUUAGGCCAACAAGUUUUCAAAAUUGUAGCUUUAUUUCAAAGUUCUAAAAGAUUUUCCAUCCCUCUUGUACCUGCUGUGUUAUCUAUACCAUCUUAAUUUUAACGUUUUGAGCGGUUAUUCUUGUGUUUUACUCAAUUUGGUGUCAGUUCCCACUGCUUGAAUUUUAAUAAAUUUCCUGACACAGCUCCUUUAAAAAGCCGGAAAACAAAAGAUAUACUCAGAGGAGGUCAUGAAUGGUCACGCCCUAACAUUGCCUGCAGUCUCAUUUCAGAGUAUAUUACAUGCCUCUAUAACUGACCCUGGAGGUGACACGGAUUAAAGUGGCUUGUGUUGUCAUUCUUCCUUUAUCACUUAUACCCCAUAAAAGAAGCCAAUCACUGGAGUAUAACGGCUUCCAUAUCAUUACCGUCAUUCAGUUUGACUUACGCCUUCUAAUUUAACGUGAGUUACUAUUGUUCCUUAGAUUGUGGGAUGAUACCCUCAUGGUUUUCACUACUGAUAAUGGAGGAUGGCAUAAUCAUGGUGGAUUCAACUGGCCGCUUCGAGGGGAGAAGACAACGUUAUGGGAGGGAGGGGUCAGAGGGGUAAGCUUUGUCCAUGGAAACAUGCUUGGCAGAAGAGGAGUGAAAUGUGAAGGCCUCAUGCAUGUUACAGACUGGUUUCCAACCUUGGUCAAUAUUGCAGGUAAACACAUGCUUAAAAAUUAGCAAAACGUUGAACAGAGAGAUAAAUCACUGAAGAAAUAUCAAACAAUUGUAGCAUUGAUCAUAAGAUUGACCGGCGCUUGCAUGAUGCGUUGCUGCUUGUUUGGUGUUUUUGUUCUAAGCUGUGUUCUGUUAUGGAACCUCGAUAUAAAGAAGUGCCAAGGGACUGGCAAAAUGUGUUCGCUGAAACGAGGUUUCGUUAUAUCGAGGUACUUUUCCAUAUAUUUUACUAUUACUGGGGUAAACAAGAUCAUGCUUAUACCGAGGACUUCGUUAUAUGGAGGUUCGUUAUAUCAAGGUUCCACUGUAUAUUCCAACAGGUGGUACUCUUGAUCAAGCACCAACCCCGCUGGAUGGUAUGAAUUUGUGGAAUACCAUUUCCAAUGGCGAUCCGUCACCCAGAAAGGAAAUACUGAUCAAUAUUGAUAUGGAGCCUCAAACGGAAAAUGCUUUUAAAGAAGGCGGGUCGAUUGACAUCUACGAAGGGAUAGCUCUGAGGGUUGGAGACAUGAAACUUCUUUUGAGUGUACCUAAUGCCUCCUGGUAUAAACCCCCGGAGCUCGGUGGAGAUUCAAGUAUGAGGCAGUACACACCCCCUGACACAAACGGCAGGCUUGGCUGGUUUCAAGGUGGAGAAAAGGUAUUGAGAAGUAAAGACCGAUAUUUUUCUGUAAGUCAGGCAGCUUAGAACCCGCCGUAUCCUCCUCACAAGUUGAUUUUGACUGACACGAGAAAGGAGUAGUCAAGGGGUGAUUACCACAGGUACACGAACUACCCUUGUGGAAAACCUUGUGCAUAAACAUAAAACUUAUUAGUAAGAAUUUAUUUGACGUGGAGGUAAAACGAUCCACUACAAAGUAUGUCGAAGUUAUAGCGUAGAGAGAAGGAAAGAAAUAAAAAUAAUUCACCUGACACUAAUAUCAGAUGUGCCGCCGUAAAGAUUUAAUCAGUAAAUUAACUCGGUUAUAUCAGGAGCCGAUUACUCCUAGUUACAUACAAGCCCCCAAAAGUUGGACAAUUCUAUCCACGGUACAAAUCUCUAUCCACUGGAUAGCGCAAUUGAUUUCCGUAGUAGUACUUGUCUGUUGUAAAGUGAUUUAUCCGGUGCAUUGUGGGUAGCGCUAUCCAGUGUUUUAACAGUCAGCACCAGAAAUUCAAACAUAUAUAUUACGCCUUGGCUGAUGGCCCGGGUGACUCGAACAUUAAUAUAAGUUUGUCAGUUCACGGAAAAAGUUUUACUUUUUACGAUUUACUAUACUCAACAGACCACAGGAGACACUGUGCAAAUGGCCCUUUACAACAUAACCGCUGACCCAACGGAACACGACGACCUUAGCGAGAAACUUCCAGACGUGGUGAAGGAAAUGAAAGAAAGAGUGCAGUAUUACAUGAAGGGGGUCGUGCCUCCACCCACCAAAAUGUUUGAUCCUAAAGCUAUUGUAAAAGCAUUGGAGGAAGGUAUUUGGACGCCUUGGCAAGACUAA